Molecule: messenger RNA, 2100 nt
Organism: Leguminivora glycinivorella
Lineage: Eukaryota; Metazoa; Arthropoda; Insecta; Lepidoptera; Tortricidae
Gene: Nsun5
Product: 28S rRNA (cytosine-C(5))-methyltransferase-like
Exons: 7
Coding region: 32-2062 (676 amino acids)
Biological process (GO): rRNA base methylation
Cellular component (GO): nucleolus
Molecular function (GO): methyltransferase activity
Source: RefSeq, a predicted model, not a curated record
UUGUGAUUGGUCUCGUGAUGAUAGUUGAGCAAUGCAAUCAUGCAAUGUUUUUUGCCACAUUUUGAAAAUGUUUGACCAUUCUGUUAGAGUACCGAGACAUUACAAGGUUGCUGCUAAUAUUGUUAAGAAAGUUUCAACUGAAGGCGGUAGCGUCAAAACAUUAUUGUAUGACGAGAAACUUCGUCACUUUAGAGUCAAUGUGCUGUACGCACUAAUAACAGAAACAAUCAAACAUGCUGCUGACAUUGACAAAUUGUUUGAGAGUAGUGGCCUUAUCACAAAUGAGCCGCGCCUAGACCCUUGGCUAGCGAAAGUGUUAACGACUGAGUUGUUGUUUGGCAAAAAGACUCUCCCAGGGAAAAGCAAGCCCGAACAAACUAUUCUGUCAUACAAAGAGAAAUUCGAAAAUUACAAUGCUGAUCAUCCUGAAGAUCCAAAAACAGAAGCUGUCCGCAGGCCACGUUAUGUUCGGAUCAAUACAAAUCUCCUGACGACCUCUGACGCCAUAAGGGCCUUUCAAGAUGAGGAGUACCGCUUUGUGAGAUGUACGUCGGGCUCUUACAAUGACUACCUGGAACAGAUAAAGAACUUGGGGGAAUACGACUUUACGCAGGACUAUCAUGUGAAGACAGUGUUCGUGUUUUCAUCGGGGACCAAACUGCAUGAACAUGAGCUGUAUACGGAGAACAAGAUUAUACUGCAAGAUAAGGCUACAGCACUCGCCGUGCAUCUACUGGCCCCUCCCCCCGGCAGCAUAGCGUUAGACAUGUGCGCAGCGCCAGGCAUGAAGACGACGCAGCUCGCUGCCUAUAUGAGGAACGAAGGUAAAAUCUACGCAGUAGAACAAAGCGAGCAAAGAUACAGGACUCUCUGCGACUUCGUACAGAAGACCGGGUCCAAAUGCGUACAGACCCUCAAUCAGGACUCCCUGGCACUGAAGAGGGGAGACUACGAUGACGUCGAGUAUAUCUUGCUGGACCCUAGCUGUUCUGGAUCUGGCAUGGAGCUCUCUGUACACAACUACUUCGAUGCAGCCCGUCUAGCCAAACUGACAUCCCUACAAGAGAAAUUCCUAAAGCAUGCCAUGAACGCUUUUCCCAACGCAAAAAGGAUAGUCUAUAGCACUUGCUCCCUCUUUCCCGAAGAGAACGAAAGAGUCGUCACUAAUGUGGUGACAGCUUCGAGAUCUAAAUGGAGAGUGCAAGAUGUAAAGGAGCUAUUAAAAGGCCAGUGGAACAACUUUGGCUCUGGUAUGUAUGGAAGCAUGGGUACCAGGUGUUUGUAUGCUAGACCUGAUACAGAUUACACUACUGGCUUUUUCUUAGCUGUGCUGGAUAGAGAUCAAAAGGAACUUGAGAGGAGAGCUAAUAAAGAAAAGGAAGGUACAGAAAACGGCGUAAAUAAUGAAAAUGAUAGUGAGGCUGAAGAAGUGAAUGAAAAGAAACAUAAGAAAAAUAAGAAAGCAGAUCUGGCAAAUGAAGAUAAUAGCGAAAUUGCUUCUAACAAAGUAAAAAAGAAAAAGAAGAAAACAGUGGAAAGCCUUGAAAACAGUGAGCAAAACAAUUAUAAUAAUGAAUGUGAAAUUACAACAAAUAUGGAAAAUGAAGAUAUUCCGAAGAAAAAGAAAAAGCGGAAACAUGAGAAGUCUGAAAAUGAUCAAAACAAUGAUAAUAUUGUCAAUGAAUCUGAAACUACAGCAAAUGUAGACAAUAAUGAAGAUGUUCCCAAGAAAAAAAAGAAACGGAAAUCUGAGGGUGAUAUAAACUAUGAGGAGAACAAUGGCACCGUUAUUAAUGAAUCCGAAAUAACGGUAAAUACAGAUGGCAAUGAGGAUGGAAUAAAGAAAAAGAAGAAAAAACAUAAAAAUAGAGAAGUUGACGAAUCUGUCAAUGUAUCUGAAAUAAUGAUUGAAACGGAAAAUACUGAUAAAAUGCCGAAGAAAAAGAAAAAAGGUAAACAUAAAGAUGAAACCAAUGGAGCUAUUGAAGAACUAGAAGAUGGUGACGUUGGAGAAGAAGUUAAAGAAAAGAAAAAAAAGAAGAAAAAGGAUAAAGUUAGAUAAACAUGGUUGUAGCAUUUUGAAAAUAAAAUAACUUUUUU